UGAAUUUUGAUUUUGGAUUCUUUUUUUAAACCAAAUAAAAACAUCCUCCAAAUCCUCCAAAGAAAUAUAAAUAAUGGCUAAUAUUGCCUUAAGUGAAGCUGAAAAAACAUUCAUUCUACAUGGUGUUGAAGAAGAUUUCCGAUGUGAUGGUCGUUCACGCCGUGACUAUCGUCCCAUGGAGCUCGAAACCGACGUGGUUAGCAAUGCAAGUGGUUCGGCUCGUCUCAGAUUAGCAAACACUGAUAUUCUAGUUGGUGUUAAGACUGAAAUAGAUGUUCCAUCAUUCCGUACUCCUGACAAAGGAAAAAUUGAAUUUUUUGUUGAUUGUUCCGCAAAUGCAACCCCCGAAUUCGAGGGACGUGGUGGAGAAGAUCUAGCUCUUGAAUUGGCCUAUACACUUGCCAAUGCCUAUGAAUCCUCUUUAGCUUUUGAUCUGAAAGCUUUAUGUAUUCUCCGAGGGCAACAAUGUUGGAAACUUUAUGUUGAUAUUUUGAUUCUAGAAUGUGGCGGGAAUCUAUUCGAUGCUGUGUCAUUGGCAGCAAAAGCUGCACUCAAUAAUACAAAAAUUCCUCGUGUUACUGCCGCUCUAAUGGACGCUGGUCAAGCUGAUUUGAUUAUAUCCGAUGAUCCUUAUGAUUGCACUAGAAUUGAUAUAGAUUGUGUUCCCAUUUUAGUGACGGUGUGUAAAAUUGGUGAUUCGUGCAUUGUCGAUCCAUCAGCUGAAGAGGAAGAAUGUAGUUCAGCGAGUGUUGUGGUGGGAGUUUCGAGACGUGAUGGAAAAAGUUAUAUGUCUAAUAUUCAUACAAUUGGCAAUGGUUCUUUACACAAAGAUACCAUGUUUGAUUGCAUUGAAUUGGGUUUGUCAGCUGCUGAAUCUUUGAAUGAUAAACUUAUGAAGGCUCUUAAGUUGGAGGAAGAGCGAUGCGGUAGUGGAAGAAAAGAAGCAGUUGGAUUUUUGAAGUAA
This is a messenger RNA of Episyrphus balteatus (marmalade hoverfly), 964 nucleotides long. RefSeq names its product exosome complex component RRP42 (gene Rrp42). Bases 74 to 964 code for a protein of 296 amino acids. The record is from RefSeq and is a predicted model, not a curated record. The transcript has 5 exons. Gene Ontology annotation, biological process: U5 snRNA 3'-end processing; nuclear polyadenylation-dependent mRNA catabolic process; U1 snRNA 3'-end processing. Gene Ontology annotation, cellular component: nuclear exosome (RNase complex); cytoplasmic exosome (RNase complex). NCBI's taxonomy places the organism in Eukaryota, Metazoa, Arthropoda, Insecta, Diptera, Syrphidae.